AUGACAGAAGGCGAGAGACAGCAGAGUGCAGGCGGCGCAAAUGCCGCCCCCCAACACAGGAAGGGGCACAGGAGACAAGAAUCAAUGUACGCAAUGACGGGCUUGUAUGCGGAGUCCGGCUGCGGAGAUACUGCGGCCACAGAAGCGGCUGGGCCAAGCGCGCCCCCCUCUUACCCACCAAGGGAGUCGAUCAAAUGUCACAGCAGAAAUCCUUCAGCUGGGAUAUGCGACAGAGAUCGGGAACGCGACAAGGAGAGGGAGAAGCCACACCAAUUAUUCCCAGAAAUAUUAGACAUUCCUCAUGACUCACGUGACUGCGGGAUCCUAUCGUGGAGGCCGUUAUUUAUUCAGAGAUUCUCUAGUAUUAAAGUAUUCGUAUUUUUCCUUUCGUUCCUCGUGACGCUGCAGCAGGCGUUAAGCUCUGGGUACAUAAACUCUGUGAUCACAACAAUUGAGAAACGCUUCGAGAUACCUUCCAGCCUCUCCGGGCUCAUAGCGAGCAGCUACGAGAUCGGGAACGUCAUCACCGUCAUCUUUGUCUCUUACUUGGGUAGUAGGAGGCACAUCCCCGUAUGGAUCGCUGUUGGUGCCGUUAUAAUGGGCAUCGGAUCACUGGUGUUCGUCGUGCCGCACUUUAUAGCGGAAGUGAACAGCGAAAUGAUGUCGAACAAUAAAUCCGACGACAACAUCUGCCGGCUGCCACGGGCCCUCGAACAGGAUAUGGGAGGGCUCGGGAGACUGUCGCAAGGUCUGCCGCCAGCGAGCAAUUUGAGGCCCGACAAUUGUAUAAAGGCAAGUUUUAUACCACAUCUUGGAAGUUAA
Molecule: messenger RNA, 822 nt
Organism: Leptosia nina
Lineage: Eukaryota; Metazoa; Arthropoda; Insecta; Lepidoptera; Pieridae
Source: the annotation of a GenBank genome assembly